CCCGUAACAAAUUAAAAUGUUAAAAAAAAUAUAGUAAAAUGAAUGCGAAAAGCAAAACUGACGAGAGAGAGAGAGAGAAUAUAAGCUCUUAAUUCAAACCAAAGAAUAAAACAUUUUACAUAAAAAGAACAUUUUCGUGAUUUGACAAUGCGCGUUCAAAACUAGAGAGUUUCGGUACGAACUGUUCAGCGGGAUAGAGAAAAGUUAAGAGAAAGUGAGAAAAAGAGGAUAUAUGCUAUCGAAAUGUUAUAGAAGAAUAUUGAAAAUAUCGUGGCCGGAGUUCAGAACUAAUCAGUCAAUUCUACAGGAACUCUAUAUUAAGCACUGUCAAUCCUCCAUCGUUCAGGUCACAUUCUCGCUUAUAAAGCGCACCACCAUCCGAACCGGUGACCACGACCACUGCAAGCCAAGGCCGUUUUCCAAUUACAGCACAAGAGCGCAAACGGACUAAGAAAAAAUUUGCGGGAACACUACAUGUCAAUUUUUUUAUGUUGUUAUAGGUUUUUUCCACAAUCAAUCUAUGUAUAAUAUUUAUAUAAUGAUGUAUUAGACUUCAUUUCAUUUUUCAUAAAACAGAAAAGGUUUUGGCUUAUGAUGCAAACAAUUUGUAUUAAUGGGCCAUGUUCCCUUUGCAUUAUCAAAAAAAUUAAUCAAUUACGAAAUAAACAGGAGGUACCAUAGAUUAUACACUUAAUAUACUUGGGAGGUACGGUAGGUACAUAACCUACACGAGAUUUUUUAAGCUAAAAUUUAAAACAUAUUAUUCAUAAAUAAGAAACUGUUGUGAACUGUUCUGAGUUAAAUAAAAAUUACUGAUGUUAAAAUGGUAGUGGUAGAAAAAAUGAAGUCAGUUUUAAAAGUUUCAGUUUCAGAUACAGAAUCAAGUGUCGAAGAAUCUAGUGAUAGUGAGAAUGAGUCUGUUACUAAUAAUGAAGUCGAUGAAAACCCGGAAGCAGAUUUCAAAAGCUCUAAAUCAGAUUCAGAGGAAGAGAAUCGCCUUUUAGCAAACGAAGGCUGGGCGGAUUCAAUCUCAAAAAUUUUAGGUUCCAGCAAACCCAAGAAUAAAAAAACAUUAGUCUUAUCUAGGGCCAAAAAGCAUUCAGAAAUAGUAAAAAAAGAAAAAGAAGAGAAGCCAAGUUUUGAAGUUAUAGGUGAAGUGAAUGAAAUUGAAUCAAAAGUCAAGAAGGAAGAGAUUAAUGUAGAACCACCAGCUAAGAAAGUGAAACAUGAAAAACCAUCAAUAAGAAUUAAGCCAAACAUCUUAGAAAAGGACAGAGAAAGAUUAUUGAAUAAAAUAGCCACUAAAGGUGUAGUACAAUUAUUCAAUGCAGUAAGAAAUCAACAAAAAUCUAUAGAGAAAGAAAUGGAUCGGAAUGACUUGUCUGAAGGAAAGAAAGAAAAGAUUUUGAAAAAAUUUGAUAAGAGAACUUUCUUGGAUACCCUUAUGGGACAGAGUAAAUCAAUAGUUGUUGAUGAACAUGUAAAAAGCUUAAAAGAUGAAGUUAAAGAUGAAACUGACAGACCCAAAUGGAAUGCUUUAAGAGAUGACUUUAUGAUGGGAGCCAAAAUGAAAGAUUGGGACAAAGAAUCAGUCGAUGAAUGAAAUAAAGUUUCUACCAAAAUAUUUUUA
This is a messenger RNA of Bombyx mori (domestic silkworm), 1630 nucleotides long. Its product is annotated as RRP15-like protein. The transcript is spliced from 4 exons. Bases 824 to 1603 code for a protein of 259 amino acids. Gene Ontology annotation, cellular component: preribosome, large subunit precursor. The record is from RefSeq and is a predicted model, not a curated record. Gene Ontology annotation, biological process: maturation of LSU-rRNA; maturation of 5.8S rRNA. NCBI's taxonomy places the organism in Eukaryota, Metazoa, Arthropoda, Insecta, Lepidoptera, Bombycidae.